Perca fluviatilis (European perch) is the source of this 797-nucleotide messenger RNA. Its product is annotated as general transcription factor II-I repeat domain-containing protein 1-like. The transcript has 5 exons. The record is from RefSeq and is a predicted model, not a curated record. Gene Ontology annotation, cellular component: nucleus. The coding region runs from base 100 to 681 and encodes 193 amino acids. Gene Ontology annotation, molecular function: DNA-binding transcription factor activity. NCBI's taxonomy places the organism in Eukaryota, Metazoa, Chordata, Actinopteri, Perciformes, Percidae.
GCUUGUUCUAAGCCAGGGCUGCCAAAACAAAAACUUUACACAAGAGAGCUGUCACCGUACAAUCUUUUUUGUCGGGACAUUCUCAAAAACAAAGGCACAAUGAAUGACAUUAAGGGUAGGUGGUCCACAUUGAGGGAAGAUGUGAAGAAGCAGUAUGUUCAGGAGGCAGCAGCACUGAAGGCACAUGGGCAGUCACAGGACCUUAGCCCUGAGAUGAGGGAUCUUAAAAUAAAAGGGCAUCUGAAGAACCUGAAGUUAGAGGUGUCCAAGCUUGAGGCUCUGGGUGUGGAGACGGCCAUUUUAUCUUUUGACACUCAAAAGGCCAGCUUAGAGGUCUUUGAAACGAGUAGCAAGAAAGCCACUGUGUUCCUUGACUCAACGGACACAGUGAACAAUUUUGCACUGCAUUUCAAAGCCAGCUCCUCAGCCGCAACACCUACUAAAGAGCCCAUCAGUGUGCUUUUGAAAAAAGUACAAGAUCUUUUCAACCAAAGAUAUAAGGAGGCCGGAGGUACUGGAAGGCUCCCCUACCUAUCCAUUUUAAAUAACGAUGAUGUAACAAUCAGAGUUGCUGGGCUGCCCAUUGGACUUGACCUCAAGAAGCCCUCCUUCUACGGAAGAAACCAAUUAGAGGCCAUUUUGGCAGCUGCUGACCAAAUUUCAUUUGAAAUAAGUAAGUGAUAUUAACAGUGGCUGUUGUCUUUCUUCACUUGUGUUCCUGCAGACCAUUUGGCUCUAUGCAAAGUUGGGAAAAUAAGUUAACUAAAGAAUAAUACAGGCCUUCAUGUGAGUCUUUG